Molecule: messenger RNA, 2822 nt
Organism: Schistosoma mattheei
Lineage: Eukaryota; Metazoa; Platyhelminthes; Trematoda; Strigeidida; Schistosomatidae
Source: the annotation of a GenBank genome assembly
UUUGACUAUUGUUAACUUGUAGGUCGUAUGAAGCGCAAUACUCAAUGUAGGUUCUGGUUGACUCACAGUGCAUGAAGGCAUUCAUAAAGAAAAGGGCUCCCGAUGCCUCAGAUAACGGAUCUGAACCUACAUCCGUAGAUAAAGUGAAGAGCUUCUUCUCAAAGUUUGGCAGUGGUUUGCGUACUGCUUUCGCCAAACCACAACAUCCUAGUGUGCCAGUUACUAGUCGUGACGUUAACAAUUAUUGUUAUCCUUCUGAUGAUCUGAAAACAAGCAAAGAAAUUGUUUCUGCCUCAAGCGAGACGAUUGACGCUCUUCAUACUUUAAGAGGUGAUCGAGUUUCCCCUGCGAUUCAUAUAUUGAAUGAACCACAUGGUUCUAACCCACGAUCAUCAUAUGUCCGUGGAAAUGCAUCCCCUCAAAAUUCUGCUUUUCGAGAAGAAUUGAACUCAAAACUACGAAUUCGCCCUGGUCAUAAUCUUCCACCUAGAAUAACAACAAUUGCUAAGUCUGUUGAAAGUUCCGAUAGUUUAAUUUCAAAUGAAUCCUCUUCACCACAUCAAAAACAUUUAAGUAGUCCAUAUUCACCUCCCCAUAGUACUCACGUUUUUGCAACAACCCCACCAAAUAGUACACAUGAGUCUAUCAGUUCAACUCCAUCAUCCGCUGGUGCCUCAGAUUUAGUCAGUUUACAGCAUAAAUUAGCUGUCAGUAGACCUAGAAAUCGUCGUCCACCAUCAAAAACUUAUCGUCGUACAUUGAAUAAAACGGAUGAAAAUGUUGUUGGCUUCUUUUCUUUAUCACCCAAGCAUGUAUCGACUAAUAAUAAUUUCUUUUCAGUUUCUAAUCCUCAACUGGGUCUUAUAAAAGAAGAAAGUGAAAUAAUACAUCAAAUAAGUGAAAAACCACCUCAUCAAAAAAUAUCUAACACUCAUCUACCCACUGAAAUAUUAACUGUAAAUACUGUUGAAUCGAUUAUUGAGAAUUCUGAUUCAAAUAAACUUGAUUCUUCACUUUCAGGACUAAAUUUAAGAGGCAGCGUAAAAUCUGCGUAUGACUCGAAUUCACUGAAACGUAAAUCUGAUUCCUACCGUAAAUCUGACUGUUUACUCACGUCAUUUGAUCCAGAAACAAUAACACCUUUCAAACCCCCAAAGAAAAGUACAGGAUUUGAGAGAAUAAAAAUAAAUUCUACCAGUGAUUUCCAUAAUUUAACACCGCUGGCAUCAUACAAUGGCGGUGAUCAACAUAUUCGUCCACGUUCCAUGUUCAUCCCAUCAUCCGGUAGUGAAAUUCAAUCAUCACAGAUUUGUUUAAAAACAAAAGAUGUAAAUAAAAACUUAACCGAUCAUCAUGAGAACAAUCUGAUUAGUUCAAAACAAUCUUCUGAAUCAAUUCCAUCAAUUGUUUUUAUCCCAUGUAAAGCGUCUGUGGAUACUAACAGUAAUGAUACUACUAAUACCAGUAAUAAUGAUAAUGAUAUUAGUCUCAAAGUUAGUAAUCAAACUACUCAUAUUAAUACUGAGACAAAAACACAUAUCUCUGUAUCUAUGAUGAAGAAACCUGUUCUGAUUGGUGUUGAAGAAAAUUCAAAUAAAUAUCCUCAAAGUCCUAGUCCUCAAACAGUGGCUUUUCGUCAAAAAUUUGGUGAAACUUCUCGUCUUGUUACUCUUAAGGAUGAAUAAAAAUUAAUCCGCCAAGUGAGCAUCGUGUCUCACGUGUACUGGAAUUGGUAAAAGCAUUUGAAGGGGGUCUUUAAUAAAUCAUCAAAUAUAGAUUAAUUAUGAAUUUUGGUGCUUAAUUUCUUUACUACUUUACUUUUACCAUGUUUAAUUACUAUUAUUUUUAUUGUUAUUACUAAUUGUAAUAUGAAUGACAGACUUUAAUACUCCUCACUCCGAGAUGUUCUACUUUAUUUCAAUACUUCUAUUCAUAAUUGUAAAAUUUUAAAUGUAUCCACAUACCAUUGAUGAUCACAUUUUAUUCUCUAUUACUACUGAUUAUUUUCAUUUGGUUGCGCCAUAAUGUCAUUUUUCUGUUUUGAGAAAAAAUAAAUGAUUUCAGAGACAUCUGUGAAUUAAUAACAUUCUCUAUGAAUCUAAUUAUUAUUUAAUUAUAUAAUUUUAUUUUCUAUUCACUCAAUUGUACUGUUUAAAUUAUAUGAAUUUGACUAUGUAAUCAUCUCUGUAUCUGUAUGUGUAGAUCUUAUCAAUUCUGUUUUGUUUUUUUUUGAAAACGAUUUUUCGUAUUGGUUUGUGCCUUCAAAAGCUACCUACCGUCAAAUUGAAACAAAAUUAACAAACUACUCAAUAUGUCAAUAUUUUCUUUUUCGUCGGGAAAAAAUAUUAACAAAAGAUUAAACAUACAGCAUGAAUUAUGUUGUGUUUUUUUUUACAGUAAAAAAAAGAUACAAAUUCACCUUUACAAUUUCAUUCAUUUCUUAUAAUAAAUACAACAGAAUUGAUUAUCAUCUGGUCUCUCUGUCUUACUAUGUAUUAUAUUGAUAUUUUAUGCAAUAAUCUAUUUAUUCGAUUGUUUACCGUUCAGUGCUUUAUCAUCAUUCUCUAUUAUUGUUGAUUAAUACUGAUUAUUUGUAAUGAUUUGAUGAACGAUGAAGAAUUACAUUUUGUUUCCAAAAUAUAACAUUAUCGUUGAAUCCCAAUGGUGCAUAGAAUGCAAGUACACUUCGGUACUUUUACAAAUUGUCUUUUUAAACUUACCCUUUGAAAUGAUUUAUAAUAUCCCUGCAUAAACCCUGUUUUUUCAGGUGUUAAUAGAAAAUAUACAAAAGAGAAUUAUGUAUAUCAUAAUUGCUAUUCUAC